Molecule: messenger RNA, 9175 nt
Organism: Anneissia japonica
Lineage: Eukaryota; Metazoa; Echinodermata; Crinoidea; Comatulida; Comatulidae
Product: son of sevenless homolog 1-like
Exons: 26
Coding region: 858-4679 (1273 amino acids)
Biological process (GO): positive regulation of GTPase activity; Ras protein signal transduction
Cellular component (GO): plasma membrane
Molecular function (GO): guanyl-nucleotide exchange factor activity; protein heterodimerization activity
Source: RefSeq, a predicted model, not a curated record
UCCAUCUUGCUUCCUUAAUUUCUGUAUGUACGCAGUUUGAGAGAGUAGGCCUGUGGAAUUUAAAUACAUUAUUGCAAUAUUCUGGCACAGAUAUGUAUCUUGACACUUAAAUGUUAGAUUUUCUGGUGUUGUCUAAACCUAUUGAAUCGUUUUCAUAGAGUUGUAUGGUGAUCACAUUCCUAUAUUAUAUAAAUCUUUUGAUCUCGCUACGAUACGAAGAACCUGCCAGGCUCCACUCAUCUGGGUGGUGGUGGUGGUGUGCACAGAGAUAGGAAGGGCUGAGUCUUUGGCUUGCGGUGUUUCAUUUUUGCGAUACAUAAUAUAGGCUAGGCCUAUGGGCUCAACAUUCAAUCAGAAGAUAUUAAAGAAAAUAUAUAAAGUGAUAUUGCAUAGGCUAAACCAAUUUGGGUAGGCCUAUUAUCAUGUAAACUUCGGAGAUACCCUUGUUCCGAACAAUCCUAGACGUAGGGUAGACAGAGAGGCUAACUUGAUUCGGAAAACAAGUUGUAUUCUAUUCUUUAUUCCUCCCCAGCCCAACCAAGAGGCUGCCAACCAGGCAUUUGCAGUAAAAAUUGAAUUGAAAGACAUUUUGUAUAGUUAUAAUAUAUGGUGAAGUGUUCAUAAGGGAAAGUUAUAAUUACAGUGCAAAAGGUAAUUGUUGGUGCAUAAUUACAAUUUUUGCUAAUAAAUACAUACUGAAAUUGAAAGGUUGGAUCACUGUCAAAUGUGUUGGAGGCUAGGCCUACAGCCUGCAGUUGAAGAACUUAAUGAACUCGAAAAAAUGAUGGUUGUCUAAGGAAGAAUACCUUGCAAUUUUGAGCAUUGCAUUGUUCUAGGAUUAUACACGACAUGUCAUAAUGGCCUCCGCAGCUGAGCCUGAAAGUGAAAAUCAUACACAGGCUCCAAGCAAAUGGAACGGACAAUUUCUGGAAGGCCUGAAAAAGGUCCAGAAGCAAGUUCAUCAAUCUUUGGAUAUAACAAAUGAUGCGUUAAAAUAUGUAGAGUCUUUAGUCAUCAAAUUACUGACAAUACUUCUGGCUAAUGAGCCACACAAUGUACUGGAAGUAAAUGAACAGAUCCAGAAGACUUUUCCAAACCCUAUUGAUAAAUGGGCAAUAGAGGAAGCAUCCAUAGCUAUUGAAAAGGGAAAGAAGAAAUCUAAUGUUUUAGCACCCCUUGAUAGGACACACACACAACUAAAGGAAACACUUGGAUACAAAAUAGAUCAACAAGUGACUUUGUAUAUAAUUGCAAUUUUAGAAUACAUAGCAGCUGAUAUCCUAAAGCUUACUGGAAAUUAUGUGAAGAACAUUAGACGUCUGGAUAUCACAGACCAAGAUGUUAAAGUUGCCAUGUAUGCAGAUAAGGUUUUGAUGGAUAUGUUUCAUCAUGAUGAAGAACUCUCUGUAUCUACUUUGGAUGAUGAAACGCCAGUGCGGUGUGAAACUUAUGAUGAAAUUGUAAAAGAAUUGGUGCUUGAAGAAACGCAAUAUAUCCGAGACCUAAACCUUAUAAUUAAGGUGUUUCGGGGCUUUAUCAGCAAGCAGUCAAAAGUGGCUAAAGAGGAAGUGGAAGCGAUCUUCGCAAACAUUCUUGAUGUUCAUGAGUGUUCUAUGACGUUGCUGGGAUACCUAGAAGAUGCUUUGGAAAUGGUGGAUGAGAAUAAUCCAAAUCCUUCCAUUGGUGACUGUUUUGAAGAACUAGCUGAGGCUGCAGAGUUUGAAGUCUACUCAUCAUAUGCUCGUGAUAUUAUGAGCAAAGAGUGUAGGGAGACUUUAAGUCGGUUGCUUGCAAAACCACACAUGUUAAUGUACUUUGAAACUAUCAACCACGGUUUUAAGGAUGCUGUAGCCUAUGUACUGCCAAAACUGCUCCUAGAACCUAUCUACCACUGCUAUCAUUACUUUGAGACAUUAAAGUUGUUGCUGAAAACUUCUCCCAACGAGGAAGACAAAGAAAGCCUUAAACAGGCUUCUGGAGCACUCAUGACAGUGCAAACGGAACUUGAAAGGAUAUGUGUAGGAGGUUUACCAAAGAGGCGAUCAGGGGGUUCAUUUAUGAGACUACAGAGGCGAAGUGCAGCUAAGCAAGCAAGUACCGAGAGGAUGAACAGUAUUCAGAAAAGCAUUGAGGGCUGGGAAGGCAAAGACAUAUGCAGUGUGUGUAAUGAAUUCAUUAUGGAAGGAAAGUUGGGAAAGGUUGGCAAAAGGAUGACAGAAAGACAUGUGUAUCUGUUUGACGCUAUGAUGGUUUGUGUGAAAUUAAAUGCAAGGAGGUCAGUGACAAGUACUGCAGCAGAGUAUCGAUUCAAAGAAUGCUAUCUUAUCAGAAAAAUUAAUGUCAUCGAUAAAGAAGAUACUGAAGAAAUGAAACAUUGUUUUCAAAUUGGCCCACGAGACCAGUCGCCUCCUGUUGUCUUCUUUGCAAAGUCAGCUGAAGAAAAGAGUAAUUGGAUGGAAGCAUUGACAACAUUGUCCUAUAGAGGUACAUUGGAGAGGAUGUUGGACUCUAUAUUAGCUGAAGAGGAAAAGAACCAACCAUUAAGGUUACCAUCUGUUAGUGAAUACAGGUUUGCUCUCGAAGAUUCCAAAUUAAACAUCGUGUUUGAGGAAGGUCAAAAGUCACAAGCUGGUGUUCCUGUGAUUAAAGGUGGCACGUUGUUGAAGCUGAUUGAGCGACUAACCUAUCAUACAUAUGCUGACCCGUCAUUUGUGCGCACCUUCCUCACAACUUAUCGUUCAUUCUGUACACCUCAUGAGUUGAUGGAUCUUCUCAUUGAAAGGUUUGAUAUUCGAGAUCCUGUAAAUCCAGACCAAGAUAAAGGGAGUUCAGACCGAGAGAAGAAUCACAUGCGUGAAGAUCUAAAACGAUUUAAGAAAGAGUAUGCACAACCUAUCCAACUCAGAGUGCUGAAUGUGUUCCGUCACUGGGUAGAUCAUCAUUACUACGAUUUUGAACGAGAUCCUACACUUCACAAACGACACUCAGAUUUCAUCAUCACUGUGAAAGAAAAAGCAAUGCGCAAGUGGGUUGAAUCAAUAAAAAAGAUUGUAGAACGAAGAAUGGAGCCAAAUGACUUGCCUCGAGAAAUUACCUUUGACAGGGAGCCCCCUCCGAUCGAAUGGCAUCUUUCGCGCAAUGUAGAGGAUUUCGGUCUCAUGACGUUGCAUCCCAUUGAGAUUGCUAGGCAGUUAACAGUACUUGAGUCUGACCUUUAUCGUGCUGUCAGGCCAUCAGAACUUGUAGGGACUGUUUGGAUGAAGAAAGAUAAGGAGGUGACAUCGCCAAACCUACUAAAGAUGAUCAGGCACUCUAACAUGUUUACAUUUUGGAUAGAGCACUGCAUCGUGGAAGCAGAGAAUUUUGAAGAAAGAGUAGCGGUAGUGAGCAGAAUAAUUGAAAUUCUUCAGGUCUUCCAAGAGUUGAAUAAUUUCAAUGGAGUGUUGGAGAUUGUAAGUGCAAUGACAUCAGCAGCGAUAUAUCGACUGGAACAUACAAACAGGGAGUUACCACCAAAGAAAAAGCUAAUACUGGAGGAAGCGCAGGAGCUGAGCGCAAAUCAUUACAAGAAGUAUACCGAAAGGCUGCGUUCCAUUAACCCGCCGUGUGUGCCUUUCUUUGGAAUGUAUUUAACGAACAUUCUAAAGACAGAGGAGGGUAAUCCUGACUUCCUGCCAGACUCCUAUGAUCUGAUAAACUUCAGUAAGAGACGACGGGUGGCAGAAAUUACGGGUGAGAUUCAGCAGUACCAGAAUCAACCUUACUGUCUCAUGGUUGAGAAGAAUAUCAGGCAAUUCUUUGAGAAUUUGAACCCACUGGGAAAUAAGACAGAGACUGAAUUCCAACAAUAUAUAUAUGAAAAAUCAUUGGAGAUUGAACCCAGGAGUACACAAUUCAAUAGGCUUCCAAAAUUUCCAAGAAAGACUACAUAUCCCCUCAAGACUCCUGGUGUAAAACCAAGCAGAGCGCAUUUCGAUGCGCCAAGGAUAGCACCAACACCGGGCAGGCAGAGAGUAUCUGAAAAAGGAAGGGAUUCACCAUCAUCACCACACACACCAACAUCUCCGACCUCUGGAGCUUCUUUUGACCCAAGUUCAAGCGUACAUGCUUUUGUUGACAUUCCAGCUUCAGGAAAUAGUAAAAGCCAAGUUGGACAAACACCAAGCACUGAUCCUCCACCACUUCCACCUCGACCGCCCAGGAAUCUGCCACCAUUACCCCCAAAACCCACCACCAAUAGACAACCACCACCUGUGCCCCGCAAGCCCUCAAAUUCAAAUGGAAUUCCACAGUUACCCCCGAAAACGUACAUGUAUACGCAGUCAGUAAAUCAGAAUUCCGGAUGGAGAAAUAUACCUUUGUCUCCGGAAAUAGAACGACGAAACAUUCCAAACGAACCUUCCUCCGCCAAUAGAGGCUGGCAUAUGUCGAACACAUUUUGCGCCCAACAGGAAACACUUGAGAACUUCCCCAGGAAUCUUGCGGGUGGCACCCAACAUGUGUCUCACAGUCAACAGCACCUGCACCCUCCGUCACCUCCCAGGUCGUUUCGCAACUCCUCAGGCACACAUGUAGCCAUCCAUAUGACUGGACAUUAUAACAAUGAGGGUAGCGAAAGGAGGGGAUAUUUCCAUGGACCUCCCACAGAUAAUGAUAGAAAUCCUGGUCCUGGUGUUUGACCACAGUGUGCAGUUGCCACACUGCUUGACUCCUAGCCUAGUUUCACAGGCCCUGUCUAAUUGAUAACACCUUCCCGUUUGGUGGUAUUAUAUGUGUUUGUCAUGCGUGCUUGUGUACCACGAUUUUACAGAGGAGAAACGGGAUAAAAAAAUUACAGAGAGCAAACUGAGUAUAUCGUAGUAUCCUUGGAUUUAAUGAAGCCAGCAUUUUUGUUUGAGUCAAACGACAAACAAGUUUUGCGAGAUGUUCCUGUAUGUAUGUGAGAUUUUACUACUAUCAUAUAAGACUGAUGUUGAUCACUCAUAGCAACUUGAAGAUGAAACACAGAAACAUUCUUAUUUCUUACCAGUGUUAUAUGCAAAUAAAUUUCAAAGAAAAUCCAAGAGCAAGUAAGCAUUGUUAUCAACAUAUUUUACAAAGCAAGCUCUUCGGUAGAAGCACUAAUAAGAAUGGCAAAUACAGGACCGUCAUAGUGGACCACAUAUCGGAUAUAUAUUGAGCAUCAACUCUGCCAGCGACAAAAGACAGUGGGGAUUUUUUUUGUGCAUCAAUAUGUGAACCCUGCUUUAUCCUGAGCAGUUACAAACAGUGUCAUUUAUUGCUCACUUAUGUUGUGUACUGUCAAGACUUCUUAACUGGCAGAUUUCCGUAACUUAUUUGCUGUACUGUGUAUGUUACAGCCAGCUUUAAGAUGUUGCUAUGAGGAUCGUAUGGAUAAAAUACAAUUUUACGUUUAAUUUCUUGCUCUUGUGCAAUAAUAUAACACAAUAUCUUAUUACCUGAUCAUUUCCAAGAAUAGAGAGAGAACAAACAAAAAUCUAUGUCAGAUAAGAUCAACCAUUGAAAUUGCCCACGUUUUUGUAUAAUGAUAAUAAGAAUAAUAACAGGAUUCGUAUUUAUUCUCUACAUUGAAUGAUUAUUAUAAUUGUAGAAUUAAUUUAAGCAUAUUUGACAGUUCUUUGUUUGUAAUGCAAGAAAGUCACGAGAUUCGUUUUGAAAACGAAUUGCGAGAAGGUCAUGUUCCUAGUCAGGAUGAAUAAACAUAGUUCAUUAUUGAAUGUAGUGUCCACAUUAAAUUACCACUAUGUUCUUAAAAAGAUAAAUACAUUCCCUUAAUUCUUUUAAUCAUUUUCACAAAAUUCCUCCCUGCUGUAUUUAUACACUGCCCUAAACAAAUAUUCUGUGUCACCAUUUUUUAUCAGCAAAUGCAGCAUUUGUAUUGUUGCAUGAUCAAAUCAAGUGAAUCGCAGUUUCUGGAUUUAAAUGAAUACAGUAUUCUGUAUUUUGUUAAUCAUGUACAAAGUAACUAGGAAAGAAAAUCUGAGAAUUCUUCAUGUCUACUCUUUUAUCCAACCUGUAUUCUCGAAUAAUAGAAUUUAAAAAUUACAGUUAUUUAGAAAGACAAAAGAGCAAACAGAAAAAUGGGGGAUUACAAUAGAUUGUAGAAUGUGAAUGCAAAUCUCAUUAUGUGUGCUUAGUUUAACAUGGUUUCAGUAUGGCAAUUGUUAAAACAGUUUCAUUAUUUUAAUUUGAUAAUUUUGCUAAUGUCAAUUUGCUUUUAUUAUAAAUAUUAUUGAUAUAUAAAUAUUACUUUUUUUUUAAAUUCGGCUACUAAUUCUAAACUUUAUUGUCUUUAGUCUUAUUUUUAUUAAAUUAUUAAAGUAAACUAAUUGAAGAAAAUAAAUUGGUAACUACAAGUCUUCAAAAGACUACAUUCAUUGUUUAAUACUGAACAUCGUUUAUUGCUGUUCAAGGCAUACAUUUAGGCUGUUAUUAUCAAUCAUAAUCGUUCUCUGUUCUUCUGUCUAUGUAAAAAAUGUGCAUCUACCAUGAUCAUUAUUUAAAGUUUUAAAAUACUACAUACUAACUAUUGCAAUCUAUCAGUUUCCCCACCACUCUCCCCCUCCCCCUUUGUUCUAGUUUUAGGAUCAAACUUGAUUUUAUUGGCCUCCUUGUCUGCACUCACACAACUGCAGUGAGAAGUUUUGCAACAUUAUGGAUUUAUGACAUAAUUAAAUAUUAUAUUUGACAAUUUAGCAUUUUGUGUAAAUAUUUUGAUUACAUUGAAUUAGUUGUGUACAUUACCAACUUACAGAGUAAAAGAAGUUCAAGGAUUGUUUGGCCCAAAAUCUGAGGCUGGACCAGCUGUUCUCCAACGUUUUGCCAAUGACAAAACAACAAAACAAUCAUCCAGGCAGUUUGCCAUGACACACUUCUGAGACAUUUAAAAAGGGUCAUUAAUUACUGAUAACCAAAUAAAAUGCACUCUCUUUACUACAGCAAAUUUUAGCAUGAUAUAAGGAUAGGAUAAUUUUUAAUUCUAGAAAUCUCACAAAAUUCAAUAUUAAUCUUUAAAAAAUUAGCUUUCACUGCAGUUGUGUUACAUCACACUGGCAGCGGCACACGGUGGUCCUACCCAACAAUUUUAGUGGGCCGCCAAUGUUAAUCAUGAAAAUCUAUAAUUUGAUGGCAUCAGAUCUGAGAAUAAAAAGUUUAUUUUUGUUUAGUUAUUUUUAUUUUGGCAAAAGCAACCACGAAAGAGCAGCAUAGCCAAUUAAAUGGAUAAAACUUUAUUUGAAAACUGAUUAUUCUCGAAAAUCAUAAGGAAAAAAUAUGUCAUUGUCACCAGAAUUGAGCAUAAUGAACACAAUUAUUAUCAUUUGUUGUUGUAACGUUGAUGUUAGUUACAAUUAGCAUCAUCAUGGUUAUUUAGUCAUUACCAUCAUUAUUGUCAUGCUUUUAUUUGUAUUGUUACUUCUUUCAUCAUUUUCAUUUGUCAUUAUUAUAUUGUCAUUAUCAUUAUUUGUCAUUACUGUCCCAUCAUCAUAUUCAUCAUCAUUUUUAUUACCAUCAUCACUAUUUUGUGUCAGUCAGUACUAUCAUCAUCUUUUGUCAUACUACCAUUAUCACUUUCAUUAUUGUCAUUUGUCAUGAAUGUCAUUCAACAGUGUUGCUCCCAUCUUCAUCAUUUGUCGUCAUCAUCACCACCAUCAAUGCUAUUUUGUCAUUGUCAUCACCAUAUAUUUUAAUCUUGUAUCAACAACAUUUUUAAGAGCAAUGACAAUUAUUUAUAAGAUAAUCAAUAUUCUCAAUUAAAUGUAUUUUCCUUAUGUAUUUUUAGAGCUUAAUAUUAUAAUAUGCUUUAUUCGUGGGAAAUUAUGAUAUAAAUCAGAUGAAUUUGAUCAAACUAGAUGCCUUCAAAUAUAUUUUCAGUUAUAACAAUCAUUCUUCGUGUCAGCUUCACAAGUACCUUGGGGGUUUUUUUUGUGUGGUAUUUUCCUCAAAAGAAAUAAUAUUAUUGGGGUACAUUGCAUAUAACAUGUUUUAUAUAUUUGCCUAAUAACGUUUCUAAUCAGGGUUGUAAACAAGUACUCUACAUAAUUGCUAUUUAUAUCAAAUCAUGAAUAUUAUACCAACAUCUGAUUGGUGGAAAUUGGUUUAUAAAUGCAUUAAAAUGAAUGUAACUUCAGUUAACUUAGAAUUUCAAUUGAGCAAUAAUUAACCUCCCUAUGUUACUAUUUCCAAGCGGUGCUGAAUAUUUUGAUAGUCAAUGUGUUGCUGUUUUUUACUGUGUCAGUGCCUAUGAACUGUGUUAUGAUUUUAAUGUGUAGCUCAUGUAUCUUUCUAAACUAGCUUCACUUUGUAUCACUGAUAACAAAAACAAAAGAAUUUUAAAACCUUUAAAAGUAUUGUAGUUAACUUGAACUAAAUAGCACCUAUACCUUUAAUAUGAGACAUUGAAUACAUUGAAGUGGGAACACUGCAUUUAAGUAUAAAAAAUGCAUUUUGAUUUCCAAUGUUUUACUGUUUAUUUUAAAUACAUAUGUUGAUUUUUGUUUUAUAUUUUUUAUACUUUUAAGUAUGUUUUUUUUUUUUCAUUGUAAUGCCUAUUGUUGUUAUAUUGUUAUUUUCAGUUAAAUAUCAGUAUUAUAAUUGUUUUAUUAUUCUAACUGUAUUUUAUUAUAUAAGUAUUAAGACUUUAGAGGUUCUCUAAAAGGGAAUUAUGGCUUGAAUUCCAUCACUUUUUAUAUGAAAUACUGAUACUGUAUCCUAUCAUGUCCAGUACAUGUACUGUAUCCCAUCAUGCUCAGUAUAUGCACUGUAUCCCAUCAUGCCCAGUACAACUACAGGAUCCCAUCAUGCACAGCCCAUGUAUUGUAUCCCAUAAUGCAUACAUGUACUGUAUCCCAUCCCAUCAUGCAUGGUACAUGUACUGUAUCCCAUCAUGCCCAGUACAUGUACAGGAUCCCAUCAUACACAGCCCAUGUAUUGUAUCCCAUAAUGCAUACAUGUACUGUAUCCAUAGAGAUAUAAUAAGAAUACUAGAGCGCUAACAGCAAUGUAUUCGAUGUUCGAAAUACGCAGAGCUGUGUGUGUGUACCAUCCAAGAUGGCUGCCAUAGAUUCAGCCAAUUAAAUUUCCCCUGAGCGCUAUCUUUUUCAAUUGCGCCCUCAAUUUACACAGAAAGUUCAGUACAGCUAGUUACCCGUAUUUU